UAAACGGGGAAAUUAGACGUAAAUUCGCGAGGUGUGGUGUGUUGUGGUGAUUGUCUUCGUGUCAAAUGUUCAAUAAAUGUCUACUAAACCAAUAAAAAUGCCGUCGGCAACAAAAGAGAAGGAUUCUACGAUCCUCAAGAUCGCCGUGGAGAUGCUCAAUGCUCCCGACAAGGUACCACAGUUGAUGGAAUUCGAUCAAAGCCAGCCCUUAUCGAGCAUCAUACAACUUCUUUGCAAGCCUUGGGGUCUCCCCGACCCUGAGAAUUACGCUCUACAAUUUUCCGAAAGCAACAACCAGAAUUAUAUAACGGAGAAAAAUCGCAAUGAAAUAAAGAACGGAUCUGUUUUACGUUUGGAAUUGUCGGCUGCCAAAACUGUCCAGGAUAUCCUGGGAAAGAUAAACAAUGCCUCGGAGGUCGAUCAAAUUGCUGCCCUCACUAAGUUGUCCGUAUUAAGCAGUGAUCUCACCUUCGCACUUGAAUUUAUUAACAAAAAAGGUUUGACACUAAUCAUAAACAAUAUAGAAAAUGGUAAGUUCAAGGGUAAAUCGCUCAAAUACGCUCUCGUCACUUUUGUGGAACUGAUGGACCAUGGAGUUAUAUUCUGGGACAUACUUGAAAAUCAAUUUAUCAACAAAGUUGCUAGUUUUGUUAGUAACCAAGCUAAUACUCAAGAUUCUAAAGUGAUUCAGUGUUGUUUAUCAAUACUUGAGAACAUUGUACUUAAUAGUUCAAAGAAUUCACAUGUAGAGAAAGAGAUUACCAUUCCAAGCCUGAUCUCACAUUUACAGAACACUCACCAAGACAGUAUUAUCCAGCAGAAUGCUAUAGCUCUUAUAAAUGCAAUAUUUUCUAAAGCUGACAUGACAAAGAGAAAAACUAUUGCAGCUACAUUAUCUUCGAAGCAGGUUAGGUCUGUAAUUUAUGAGAACCUCAUUGGUGCCAGUGAGUUUUCUAAGAAUGCUUCAGAACAGGGUCUGGGUACUGAACUGGCUCACCAACUCUAUGUUCUACAAACACUUAUGCUUGGUCUACUAGAACCUAAAAUGAGACAGCGAGCUGAUGCCCAAGAAAAGGAAUCCCAGGAAAAGAUCAAUGAACUUAGGAAAGUUGCUUUUGAAAAUGAUAACAACCCUAACAUUGAGGUCACCAUGAGACGUCCACUUGGGAGUUACUCGAAAGACAAAAAGCUUGGGUUCAAAUGCGAGAUUGAUCCGAUAAAAGAUUUUAAUGAAGUGCCACCUGGAGUGUUAGCAUUGGACUGUAUGCUGUACUUUGCAAGGAACUACUCAGAAGAAUACACAAAAAUUGUGUUGGAAAAUAGCUGUAGAGCUGAUGAACAUGAAUGUCCCUUCGGCAAGACAAGUGUGGAAUUGGUCAAGUUACUCUGUGACAUUCUACAUGUAGGGGAUCCACCUAGUGAACAAGGGCAAACUUAUCACCCUCUAUUCUUCACUCAUGACAGACCUUUUGAAGAACUGUUUUGCAUUUGCAUAGUUCUUCUAAAUAAGACUUGGAAAGAAAUGAGAGCUACUGCGGAAGAUUUUAUUAAAGUUUCCAGUGUAGUCAGGGAGCAAAUAAGCAGGGCACUAUCAUCGUCUCCCAAAGGGUUUGACAAGUUUAGACAAAAGAUAAACCAACUGACAUACACUGAAAUUACUCAGCUAUGGCAGCAGGAGAGAAAUAACAGGGAAGUAUGGGAGUCCCACGCAAGACCCAUUGUUGAACUAAAAGAGAAAAUAACCCCUGAAAUUAUUGAUCUCAUCCAACAGCAAAGAUUAGGGGUCUUAGUUGGAGGAACAAGGUUCAAAAAGUAUUCAGCCAGAGGUCAAAGGAUCAAAGACAAGUUUUGGUUUGUUCGGCUAUCUCCGAACCACAAAGUAUUGCAUUAUGGAGACUGUGAUGAAAAAAGUACUCCAAGUUUAGAGGAACUUGGUAACAAAUUACCAGUGACUGAUAUGAAGUGUGUUAUAACUGGCAAAGACUGUCCACAUAUGAAGGAUUUAAGGGGACGGAAGAUAACGCCCCAUUUAGCAUUCUCUCUGAUCAUCAAGUCUGCUGAAGUUACUUCUUUAGACUUUGUCGCACCUGAUGAUCAGAUAUUCGACUACUGGACGGAUGGUAUAAAUGCGCUUCUGAAGGAGAAAAUGUCGAGCAAGUCGUUCGAAAAUGACCUGGAAACCCUACUGUCGAUGGACAUAAAAGUUCGAUUACUUGACGCUGAAGGCAUUGACAUACCUAAGGACCCUCCCCAAAUACCUGAUGAGCCGGAAGAUUAUGAAUUUUAUUACGAUAACAAUUAAGUAGGACCUUGUUUUAUUGGUUUUCAAGCUUCUAAGAGAAUUAAGAUACUAUUUGCAGUAUCCAUUUAGCAAAAAUUAUAAUGACUUAAUUAAGAAUUAUUCUCUUUUUAGACCAUAAAGAACAAUGCAUUAUUUUAAAAUUUAUACGCCUAAUCUUCCAGACUUGUAUUGUUACAGGGGCCCGAUUCUCCUAAGUUAAUAAUGUCAAAAUCGAAUAGAAAUCGAAUCGCAAUAUGAUCGCAAUAGCAGUUUUAACCAUAUCGGGCAUUCUGCUACUAAAAAAAGACCAAUCGUA
Messenger RNA from Helicoverpa zea (corn earworm), 2597 nucleotides. It is a transcript of the gene Ced-12, whose product is annotated as engulfment and cell motility protein 1. Bases 77 to 2302 code for a protein of 741 amino acids. Gene Ontology annotation, biological process: actin filament organization; cell motility. The record is from RefSeq and is a predicted model, not a curated record. Gene Ontology annotation, cellular component: plasma membrane. The transcript has a single exon. Lineage: Eukaryota; Metazoa; Arthropoda; Insecta; Lepidoptera; Noctuidae.